AUGUUCUCCAACUUUACCAAUAUAGUGCAGAAGGCACAGCAGCUCAUUGAUCCCUCACAGGGACUGAACCUAUCCAGUUCCGACCGAAAUCCCUCGAAAGCGUCGCUGUUCCAGAGCCAGUUCCGUCUCCCGGCGUCCCAGAACCCCCUCUGCGAGAUCACGGCCGAGCUCACUAUCCCACCAUCGAAUGCUACAGGAGGCGAUAAGGAGAACGACAGAGGCUGGCACUACGCGGGCAAGCUGCACCUGUCCGAAGCGUUCAUCUGCUUCUCGACGACGCCCACAAGCUUCCUGCAGUCGGCAAGCACGAGCACCUCAUCUGCCUUUACCGGCCAGACGUACGGCGGCGGGCCCAGCGGGAAUGGCUUCACAUUCCCUCUGUGCGCGAUCAGGCGUGUAGAAAGGCUGAACAGCCAGAAUUUUCAGUUUGCGCUUGCCAUCACGACAUGGAAUGGACUCCUGGCGGAAAAUUCGAAAGAGAAGGACAAUGGCACGAAAAAGAAUAGAGAGAACAAAGAACAACGCAUAACCAUCCACCUCGCGGGUUCCAGACAGGCGUGUGAGCGAUUCUGCGACGGCCUGAAGAAGGGCCUGCGAGCUGGCGUCGGCAACGUCGGCAAGCUGCGCAGGAUUGUCGCGGAAUGCUACUCGGAAUACCUCCUUAGGCCGGAGGAGAAAAGGGAUAGCGAUCCUCCUGAUGCAGGACUCGGCCUAACGUUUCGCUACCCCGGCGACCCGAAAAAACUGAGAGAUCGGGCCAAGAUGCGGCUUUGGGCCGAGUACCUGCGGGAUAACGGCCGAGCCGCCACGCUCAUCCGGCAACCCACGUUUCACAAGCUCAUCCGGGUCGGUUUACCAAACCGGCUUCGAGGUGAGAUGUGGGAGCUGACCUCUGGCUCGCUGUACCUGCGCUUAGAGUCCCCGGCUCUCUACGCGGACACGCUAGCCAAGUUCGAGGGCCAGGAGUCGCUCGCCAUCGAUGAGAUCGAGAAAGAUCUUAACAGGAGCUUACCAGAAUAUCCUGGGUUUCAGAGUGAAGAGGGCAUCGGUCGUCUCCGCCGCGUGUUGACCGCCUACAGUUGGGUGGACACGGACGUCGGCUACUGCCAAGCGAUGAACAUUGUCGUGGCCGCUCUCCUCAUAUACAUGUCCGAAUCGCAGGCCUUCUUCCUUCUCUCCGCUCUCUGCGACAGGCUGGUACCCGGAUACUACUCCACCACCAUGUACGGAACCCUCCUCGACCAGAAAGUAUUCGAGUCUCUUGUCGAGCGCACCAUGCCUGUACUGUGGGAUCACCUCGUCAAGAGCGACGUCCAGCUCUCUGUGGUGUCGCUGCCGUGGUUCCUUUCCCUAUACAUCAACUCCAUGCCUCUUGUGUUCGCCUUCCGUGUCUUGGACGUCUUCUUCGUAGAGGGCCCCAAAGUGCUCUUCCAGGUAGGCCUAGCCAUUCUGCGCAUCAACGGUGAGGAGCUGCUCGAUGCCGCCGACGACGGCGCUUUCAUAUCGGUCCUGAAGACGUACUUUGCGCGGCUGGACCAAUCUGCCCACCCCAAGUCCGAGAACCCCAAGCUCCGCGCCGUCACCCGCUUCCAGGAGCUCAUGGUUGUCGCCUUUAAAGAGUUCUCAGGCAUCACCCACAGCAGUAUCACAGAGCUGCGACUGCAGAAUAAGGAUGCUGUCCUCAAAAAUAUCGAGAGCUUUGCCAAAAGAACCGCGAUCCGGAAUUUAGGCCCGGACAGCAAACUCCUCUCCAACGACGAGCUGGCCUCAGUCUACGACAGGUUCUAUAAUGUGCUGUACGAACGUCAGCAGCGAGAUUGUGUGAUGCAGGAGGAGGCGCAGCGCCGCGCCAAAGCCAGCAGGAUGCGCGCAUCCGAGAUCUUCGCCGCCCGCGCCCCGGAUCAGGUCGAAAAGGGUCGCGUGGGACUGGGGCCAAGCACCAGUUUGAUGGACUACGACGCCUUCCGCGAGUUUCUCGCCAGUAUGUCGCGGUGGGCAGUGUCGGACUCGCCCGCCCAGUCUACGAGAAGCACCGGGGUGGAGACGGAGCGCCACGGCAGGGCGAAUGGCGUCCGGGGCCUCUCCCGCAGCAGCUCGCCUUGGGGACUCGGACCCGAGCCGGCCCAGCACGAGUUCCUAGAGCGCCUCUUCAAGAAAUGGGACUUUGACGGCAACCAGGCUCUCACCUUACAAAACGUCGUGUCUGGCCUUGCAGGCAUCAAAGGCAGGAAAGAUAUCAUGGGCACUAUCACGUACUUUUUUGAGCUCUACGACGAUGAUGAAGAUGGCAAGGUCGAUCGAGAGGGCAUCUUACGCAUCUCGGAGGCGCUUUUGUUCCUGUCACGGCGUGGCUUAGAGGGCUCUUUAAGCCCGUCCACGACAGCCAGCGCGGAGGGCAGCACCGAGCUUCUUGGCAGCCAGGGCACCAGUGCGUCUGCAAGUGAGAGAUUUCUCGGCAGCGUCAGCGCAUUCAUUCGUCGGUGCUUUGAGUAUGCAGAUCCAGACUAUCCGAAGAACAAUGCCGAAAAUGAGGAUCUGAUCGCCGUCGACGAUGGUAAAGAAUCCAAAGCUGCAGACGCGUUUGCUGUGGGUGAUGAUGAUGACGAUGACGACGAUGGCAGAGACGAAUUCAAGCCAGCCGCACAUACAGGGGAUGAUGACCUACUCAGUCUCGCGGCCGGCGACAAGGCCACCGCAGAAGGUGAGGGCAUCUCGAGCCGCAGUACCAGCAAGGCAAAGGCCGAAGCCGCCAAUGCAGCGCUCGACCCCGCUCACCCACUUCACAUCACUCUACCCACGUUCCGGAUGGUAGUGUUGGCUGAUGAGCUCUUGGAGCAGUUCUUUGAGUCCUCAUUUCCCUUAUCCUUCCACAUCGUGGACGGGGUUACGAACACUGUUACUUCGCCUGGGUCCCUGACAACCUUUUCCAGUUUGGGCUUCAGUACAAGGCACCAAAUCCCGGCACCGAUCGGGCCACCCGGUGCGGGACGGGGACUGCGCGGCGUCUUGGAUAAUAUAGUGACGGACGGCAUGCGAGUCGCUACGGAGGUGCGCCGACGCAUGGAAGAGGCGCAGAGAGAGCUAGAGAAGAACGCCAUCCCCGGCCAACGUGCCUACGAUGACGAUGAUGACGAUGAUGACAUGGCUCUACGGGCAGAGGUGGCGUCUGGCCGGAGUGCAGACAUUGAGCGCCGCUCUGUGCGAAGCUCCGACCGAGACUUGCUGGACGGUGCUGAUGCAUACGCUGGCGCCUCGGCCAAGGAAGCCGGGGAGCGAUUGGUGGACGUUGAUGUGGAGGAGAGAUCUGGCGCCAAAUCUGUAGCACAUGAGGGUGUGGGCGUGGUGGAAUUUGACACUUAA
Molecule: messenger RNA, 3360 nt
Organism: Cordyceps militaris CM01
Lineage: Eukaryota; Fungi; Ascomycota; Sordariomycetes; Hypocreales; Cordycipitaceae
Product: GTPase-activating protein GYP5
Exons: 2
Coding region: 1-3360 (1119 amino acids)
Molecular function (GO): calcium ion binding
Source: RefSeq, a predicted model, not a curated record